AUGUGUCCGGGUGUGGAGCGAAGUGUCUGCCUCUCCCUCAACGACCACUCAAGCACGUGGUCGUUUGAGGGCAAGGCAGAAAAGAUCGCCAGCAAGUCCAGCAGUGAUGCCGAGGACCCGUUGGCUCACGGUUUGGACCCGUCCCUUUACGGGCCGAACGCCCCAGUCAUCUGUGCUUCACCGUGCGCAAGCGAUCCCGGAGCAGUACCAUCGUCGUCAUCGUUCAGCGGCUCGGAGCCGAGACCGACGGGACUUGGACUGCUGCAUUGCACGUUGCAACAUUUUCCAGUUCGAAAACGUUUACGAGUUUCGAUUCUGAAGAUUGAAGCUUUGGCUGGACAAUUGAAACCGGAUCUGGAAAUGAUGGCAAUGUGCCGAGUGGCAAUACCUGGCUUAAAAACCGGCAAGGAACAAACGUCAGAAAUCAAACGUGGUCGAGAUCCAAUUUUCAAUCAGGAAUUCUUCUUCGACAAUGUCACAUUGGAAGAUUUGGACACGAAAAAUGUUACGGUAGCCGCAUACCAUCACGGUGGUGCAAAACUCGGCAAGGAUCUAAUGAUUGGCGAAGCAAUCGUGCCGCUUCGUGAAAUUCGUGAACUGAACACAAAAAAGGAGGUGAAGAUCAUCGAAGAGAUCAAACAACAAAUACCAAAGAAACUUGGAAAACUUUACAUCUCGUCAUGUAUCGAGAAAGAUGCGAAACGAUUGACGAUAAAUUUGAAAAAAGCGGACGAUUUGCCAAGGUGGAGCUUUCUCGGCGCGCCAGAUGUGUGCAUUAAAAUCACGAUGAUCCAAGGCGAGAAACAACAGACGAAAUCGAGUCGAGUGCUAAAAUCCACGACGACAGCUGUCUACAAUGAAGCGGUGAUGUUUCUGUUCAACACGACGAAGAAGGAGGUGGAUGCGACAAAAAUUACCAUAUCCGUGCACGAUAUGCAAAGAACAUGCACUGGUGACGACAUAAUUGGAUGCGCAUAUUUGGGAGUGCUCGCCCAAGAUAAAUCGGAGGUCGAACAAUGGAGAAGUACCACCGAGCACAUGGGUAAAGAGUACAAGGGCACGCAUAAUCUAAAACCACCUCAUCAAGCCCCACCAGUACAUGUAGCAGAAACUGGCGAGAACGGCGAAGAAGGAGACUGA
This is a messenger RNA of Necator americanus (New World hookworm), 1140 nucleotides long. RefSeq lists its product as uncharacterized. The record is from RefSeq and is a predicted model, not a curated record. NCBI's taxonomy places the organism in Eukaryota, Metazoa, Nematoda, Chromadorea, Rhabditida, Ancylostomatidae. Bases 1 to 1140 code for a protein of 379 amino acids. Gene Ontology annotation, biological process: cellular response to calcium ion; regulation of dopamine secretion; calcium ion-regulated exocytosis of neurotransmitter. Gene Ontology annotation, molecular function: calcium ion binding; calcium-dependent phospholipid binding; SNARE binding. Gene Ontology annotation, cellular component: plasma membrane; synapse; axon. The transcript has 9 exons.